CUGAUAAACAAGUAGUCACUCAUUUUGAACAGUCAUACUUUUCAUGCUUUCGUACAUAAAGGCAUAAUGGAUUUUAACUUAACGCUCCCUGCGCGCGACAUCACCGGUUUGAGCGCUCUGGCGCGGACACUUUUUGGGAAUAACUCUGAGUUUUCAUUUGAUAACAACACGGACGCUACUAAAAUGGAGGCUGAAGACUUAGAAGUCAACACGGACGUUUACUCCAAAGUGAUAGUCACUGUCAUCUACGUGGCUCUGUUCGCUGUGGGCUCUCUGGGGAACUCCAUCACUCUGUACACCCUGCUGACCAAAAAGACUCUGCAGAACCUCCAGAGCACCGUGCACUACCACCUGGCCAGCCUCGCUGUCUCCGACUUGCUGAUCCUCGUACUAUCCAUGCCCAUCGAGCUCUAUAACUUCAUCUGGUUCCACCACCCGUGGGUGUUCGGGGACGCUGUAUGCAGGGGUUACUACUUUCUUCGGGACAGCUGCUCCUACGCCACCGCUCUUAACAUCACCAGCCUGAGCGUGGAGCGCUACAUGGCCAUCUGCCAUCCGUUCAAAGCUAAGAGCAUCAUGUCCCGCAGCCGCACCAAAAAGCUCAUUACCGCCAUGUGGAUCGCGUCCUUCGCGCUCGCCACGCCAAUGCUCUUCAUCAUGGGCCAGGAGAUGCGUAAAGGCGAAAAUAUUUGCACCGCUAUCGUCUCCACUAUCACCAUGAAGACAGUGCUUCAGGUAAAUGCGUUUCUGUCCUUUGUGGUACCCAUGGUGGCCAUAUCCGUGCUGAACGGGGUCAUAGCCAAUCAGCUGCUGCAAAUGUUCCGUGAGGCGGGGCAAGACAACCGUGUCUGCAUGAUCAGGGGAAAUCCCACCAUGCUGAAUGUUGCUAUGGAGCCCAACCGCGCUCAGUCACUUCGCCACGGAGUUCUUGUUCUCCGAGUGGUGGUCAUAGCCUUUGUGGUCUGCUGGCUGCCCUAUCACACUCGCCGGCUCAUGUUUUGCUACGUCACCAACUGGUCCGAUGACCUGUAUGACUUCUACCACUAUUUCUACAUGCUGACCAACGUCCUAUUCUAUGUCAGCUCCGCCAUCAAUCCAAUCCUCUACAACCUGGUGUCGGCCACCUACCGCCAGGUCUUCUUCUCCACACUGCGCUACUUCUGUUUGCCCUGUCGCCAUACGCCCAGGAGGCAUCGCAACCCGCUGACCCGCCACUCCAUCAGCAUCUCCAGCAACCACACCCUCUCCACCAACAUCAUCAGAGAGACUGCAUACUGAUAGAGCUGCAACAGAAAACGCUUAAAACAACCCACUGCUGCUACUUUGUGAUCACUGGUCCAACUUCAUCAAGGAAAUGUUGCUACUGGGUUGCAGACUGUUAGCACAAUCCGAUCCAGUGCUGGCAUCAUCAUUGUCAUGUGGAGCCAAGUGCCCAUCCUGGGAGCACCGUUGCACACUUUAUUAUGCCUCAUUGUGUGUUGUAUCUUUGAGCAUAACAUGACUUUAUGUGUACAGUAUAUGACAUGACUAUAGAAGAAUGAUGAAAGGAAGGAAAAACAGACAUGAACAGACUUCAUCUUUAAAACGGACAGUGGUAUGUAAAUGUUUUAUAAAUGAUGUGUCUGUACAGAUUUUUUGCUGAGCCAAUCAUUCACACUUGCUUUGUUAAAUGAGUGUGAGGGACUUUUUAAGCAUCAACUUAUAAAGCUUCUUUUUAAAAGCAAAGGACCUCUGGCAGCACUUUAACUAGUGCUAGAGCUCUGAUAUAGCGUUCCUUUGUGCUGUUUGGGGACAGCAUCUGUGGAUAAAUCUGUCCUUGAUGUUAGAAAAAUGGGGGACAGAGAGCAGGUAUUUCUUUGUCUUGCUUCAGCUUAGCGGUAUUAGAAGAAUUCCUCAUUGCUCCUUGCCUCUCUUGACUUUGUCACAAGCAGCGUUUUAACAAAACUAAUAGAUCAGCUACAAAGAUAAUCUGGCAAGCUGCAGGGUGUCCUCAUCACACUUCUUAGACUCUGAAUGGCAUGGGCUUUGUAAAUAUUUGCAGACAUAUAUUAUGACUUUCUGGUAAGAAUUGUCUGACUUCAUAAAAGCUAUUUAAAAAGUUAGAUAGGUGGGUAGACAAAGGCGAAGUAGCUUGAUUAUUUGUAGUAUUUGUACAUAACAGUAGUAAUCAUGUGCGAAGAACAAUAAAUGUUGGAAAGGAGUUGAUGCACAGACACAAGCGUGCGUACCUGGAACACAGUGGUGGUCCUGUGGGAGCAGAGAAUGGAGCACUUCAACACUAACACAGAGCGCCUGCUGCAGUGUUUUCCCACCAGCUGCUGCUUGACAAAUCGGAGGCAGGCAGAGAUCUUUGCUCUAUUCCAACAGGAGCAACAGAAAGAUGUGAAACUAUCUGGACUCUUGCUACAGAAGAUUAGUGAAUUGCCAUUUAUCUAUGAUUCAGCAGCUUCAUUUUGAAAGACUACUGUGUGCCAAGUAGCAGAAAAUGCUUUGAUUUCAUCCGCUAUACAGCCGUUUCAUUCCAGUAUAAAAGUUUGACCAGCAAUGCAUUUUCUACUAGCCUUUGACAGAUUAUUUUUAGCACAGUGCAUCAGCCCAGUAUCCCCGCACAUAACGUCCAUGCUGGCUGAUUCCAUACCUCAUUAUUUACAUCCAGUGCUGACUUUAAGUGUCAGUUCAAGAAGUUGUGUGCCAUCUUGUGUAGCGAAGUGGAAAAUAACCUUUUGGAGGUCGAGGUGACCACAGACCUGCAGUCAGUGAAUGUCUUUUAUAUUAACUGUGAGUACAGAAAGGGGAGGCCUCACUGAUUUCAACUUGCUACAAAUGAAAAUCAGUGGCUGCAGUAAUGCAGUACCAGCAUCGGCUGAAUCAGUCAGUAUUUGCACUGUUUAAAUUAUCGAAGCCCUCAUUUUUACAUGCACAAUUUUAUGUUUGCAAGGUUAAUUACCACAGGUUAUGUAAAUAUAUCGUGUUUCCAAAGUCCUAUGAAAGGGUCCAUUAGUAGUCUUCUUUACAAAAGAGGCCACUGCAAUGGUAGUGGUUGCAUAAUUUCAUCAUUUGCCCUGGUCUGCAAGAGACUGUGUAGAUCUUUAUGUGAACUAUCCACACUGCUGAGCAUGCACCAGAAAAAUAAACUGGAUACUUAUUUCAUGCACUGAAUGUUUGUAUCAUGUUCCACGUCCUUGGUCCUUAUCUAGUUAUGCAGCCAUGUACUUUUUUCAUGUUAUUCAGCCACAUAGUAAUGUUUUUCUAUUAUUUCCCGCUGUGAUCUGAGUUGUUCCGCUGUACAUGUUGAGAAAUCUCUGUCCUGCAACUUGUCCACUACAGCUUUGAAGAGGUCAGCAUUUGCUUUCUCUCAACUAAAUUUCCAUGUAGCCUAUAUUUACAGUAACCUUUUCAUUACUGAAAGGUAAAGUCCUGUCUUUUCAUUGCUCCAAAAGUGAUGGUUUUGUUACUGACAUCACAUGGAUGCUGCAGCCGCACAAGUGCAGAUAAGACAUAUUGCAUACAUGCAACAAUAUCCCGGAUUCUUUUGGAGUACUCCAGCUAGCAUAUUUAGGUUUCUCAAAACCAAAAUAGGAGCUUUUCCAGGUUUAUGAAAUUGGGAUAUGAUGUUUAAUGUGCAAACGCAAAAACAUGAUACUUCAAAAACCUGAUCACAACCAGGAUACUUAUAUACAGCUUAUACACAAUGAAAGAGUGAUAUCAAAAUGCUACAGUCGAGCAAAAUGAUCAACAGAGAUUAAAAAUAAUCAUAGUUUUUAUGUUGUGUUUAUGUUUUUCACAGUUUACAGCUGUGAUCUGUACUGAAAACGUGUUAGCGGUAUUUUUGCAGCACAAGUGUUGGGACACAUUGGAGAUUUAGUGGGCAAAAGGAAAUGUGGUUUAGUUAUAAUGAAUGUUUUUAAUAUAAUGUAAUUAAUUAAUAUUGGUGACAGUUGCUAGCUGUACGUUGUAUUGGCUGAUAUGGCUCUGUUCCUGUACAGUACAUUGUCUGUGUUGUCGUUGAAUCUGUGGAGGCUUUAACCACUUUAUAUUGGCUCCAUUACAACUUAUAACAUAAUAUUCCCUAACCCACAGAUUUCCCAGGCAUUCAGACAGCAUAUCAUACUGAAUGAAAUAUAUGAAAACAUACUGUACAGCCCAUCAAACUUGACAAACCAUUCAAAGUGCACAUGCAGUCAGUAACCUGUUUUGUGUAUUCUUUACUUUGCAGUACAGGCCUCUACAUGGAUGUGUUAUAACUGAAUGUGCUUUGGUCCAGUGUUCAGUGUAUUUAAAUCAAACAUUUUGCUUAUUGUAAAUGAUGAUUCAGAUCAGCCAUCUUUUACUG
Molecule: messenger RNA, 4333 nt
Organism: Monopterus albus (swamp eel)
Lineage: Eukaryota; Metazoa; Chordata; Actinopteri; Synbranchiformes; Synbranchidae
Gene: ntsr1
Product: neurotensin receptor 1 (high affinity)
Exons: 4
Coding region: 67-1278 (403 amino acids)
Biological process (GO): neuropeptide signaling pathway
Cellular component (GO): plasma membrane
Molecular function (GO): G protein-coupled neurotensin receptor activity
Source: RefSeq, a predicted model, not a curated record